Molecule: messenger RNA, 994 nt
Organism: Aspergillus novofumigatus IBT 16806
Lineage: Eukaryota; Fungi; Ascomycota; Eurotiomycetes; Eurotiales; Aspergillaceae
Exons: 2
Coding region: 171-824 (217 amino acids)
Biological process (GO): tRNA-type intron splice site recognition and cleavage; tRNA splicing, via endonucleolytic cleavage and ligation
Cellular component (GO): tRNA-intron endonuclease complex
Molecular function (GO): nucleic acid binding
Source: RefSeq, a predicted model, not a curated record
CGCUAUUCUCCAGCCCCCGCAGGUCAAGCAGUACUGAUCACUUUUUACAUCGAGUAUCACUGAGAUAUGAUUAAUUUUGUGUCUAAGAGGAUAGAUACGGCCCAUUGAGAAAUUAAAGCCUCCGGUCUCUGCUACAACAUCCACACAAGACAAGCUCUCAGCAACACACUAUGCGAACUGUACUCACAUCAACACCCCAGGCUCCAGAGCCCUCGGCCCUCACCACCCUUUUAACCACCACCUCCGCCUCCUCGAACCCUCACUCUGCAACUGCAAUUCAAGUCCUCCACAACCUUCAACAUCAGCAUCUUUGGACCUCUCUCCAAAUCCAUGACUUGCAAGGACCCAAUUUCUCCGUCUCGUCGUCGUCGAUGUCGACAUCUACAGACCAGCUUUCCAGCUCGCCCUCCUUUCUGAUAUCCGGCAUCCCGCCUCACAGAAUCUAUACGCAUCCAGACGAGCAACUGUUCAUGCUUGAGAGGGGUCUUCGCGAAGACGACAUCGAGCUGGAACGGAUGUUCGUCGUUCCCACCGCUCACGGACAGUCAUGGAGUCUACGCAAAAUGGCUGCCGUGUUCGAUGCGCUUCCCGAGGACGAGGAAGAGUCGAAUGAUCAGUCAUUAGAUGAUGCCAAAGAAUCUGGUAAUGCUGAGAAGGCGGCGAAGCUGACAGAGUACUAUGAGUACAGACGAAAGGCUCGGGUCACAAAAGAGUGGGGUGGGAAGAGACUUCUCUUGGCCAUGGUUGAUCGAGGCAUGGGUGGUGAUGGUACCGUGGUGUACUAUGUCGUCCAGGAGGGUGCUGUGAAGCCAAGACAGAAUUAAAUGAGGGUUGGACGACCGUACAACUCCAUCGAGAGAUGUACAGGGAUAUGGGAUCUGGCUGGUACCGACCAUAUCCAUGGCUAUGACAUCUGUCCUACAAGCCAGCAGCACACGGCAUCCUGGCAUUCCACAAACCAUUCGAAUUCGCUUGAAGCUCGAAACAUCAGAUA